AUGUUUUCAUCGAAGCAACGAUUCCGACUAACUGAUCCUGCGGCAGUUGCAGACCGCGCCAAAUCCCGCGGCUGGAAGGCUGACGAACAUCUUGAGAACGAUAAGCAGAGGGACUUGAACAAAUAUGAUGACAAAGUUAAGGAGAAGCAAGAUCAGGUGCUUCACAAAUACGCCAUUUGGCACUGGGACAGGUCCGGACGCAAUGUCGACUUCGAACCGUACAAAGACGUACUGCUUCGCGAAGGGGUACCCAUACCUCCUAUUCAGGAGCUUAAGGAUUUCUGGAGAUUUUAUAAAGAUCAGUCGGUCGGAAGACUUCGUGAACGUCCCACUGCGCCAACGCUCAAAGCAAGAGCAAAAGAGUUCAAGGGCGGCUAUAUGCGUAUGACUGGAAAUCUCCUUAACGACGAAGAUACCAGGGAAAUUAAUUACUGGUUAAAAAAUGUCCUGCCUUUCGAGGAGAAGAGUGGUGUUAAGGACAUCGUGAUGCCAAAGUACAACUAUAAACCAGUUGACCUGGAUCGGCACCUCGACGCUCUGUAUACCAGGGGAGACCUGGGGAUCACACACGAGAGGACUAGGUUUCAGUUCCACCUGAUUCUCCUUAUGUUUGCCAACACCGGAGCUCGAAAAGGCGGGCUAUUAACAGAUGGGAUAAAGUACAAGGAUAUCCGACUUGUUCUCGAAAGAAGUGGCAAUGGUGGUCGACGGUUUAUUUUCGGCCAUUACCAACGAACAGUUAAGAACAAUAAGGAUCCGGAGAACAAUAAGUUUGGUGCUACUGGCCGAGAGCAUAAGAUUCUUCGUUACAAUGCUGUUUUUCUAUUGCUACUACUUGCUAUCGCAGACAAUGCUCUUGAUCGGGACGAUUUCGUUCAGAUUCUAAAAGGGAAUGGAGACGGGCCAAUAGAAUGGAAUGUUGCAGCCCUGGAGACUCCUAUCUGCAGAUCAGUCGAUCGACAGGGUACGGUCGAUGACACGAAACCCAUGAGCGAGUUUGUUUUUUUAGGCAUAUUCAAGAAGCUCUUCAUGGCAGAGUACGACUAUUCGCGUGCUUCUAUGCACAUGAUUAGGCGUGAAAUUGGCAAACAGCUUGAUGAGCGAUAUACUGAGGUAGAAAGAUCUCAACACCUCACCCAAGCCGACAAAGCUGUAUUUGGCCAAAGCUACGUUGCAUUUGUUUCUUCCUGCGAUGGAUUUGCCGCAUUCAUGCGCGAGAAGCCGGAUCAUGCAGCAGUUGAAUAUUUCCAGGGUGUCAGUCAGUUCUGGCAGCCUGGCCUUCCCACCAAGUUGCCCGCCGCUUUAAGAGACAAAAUAAACAAUCACCCCGACAUUUUGGAGCUGAAGAGAGAAAUAAAAGCAUCGGGAUCCAUCCGAUCGGGAAAAAAAACUACGAAAAACCAGUUGAAUGCUUUAAGAAAACGGCUUGAGAGAGGGGUUCUGGAGGAGCAUCGCUCUAAAUGCUUCAAAGAAAAGCGGCGAGAUAGGUUACUGCGUGGCAGCCAUCGCAGUGCGGAGGACGACGACGACGCGGACCCGCUUAAUGAUCUAAUACCCGAGAAGGGCCGUGUUGCACAAGCCAUGAUGCGCACAUUACCUGUUGAUCAUGCCAAACAGCCAGACAUCAUGCGAGAUGCUCUUUUACUACUCACAGGAUCUGGGAGCGUUUACUAUCGUCCCCAAGAGGUGCCCAAGAAUGAACUCUGCCCAUAUUGCGAGUUGGCAGUGAAGAGCCUUCCUCCUCGACAGCGAUCUCAGCAUAUUCACCGUUGUCGAAGAAAGUCAACAGCGGAGACUUUAGGCGUGAGCUGGACCGACCUGAAAUUUUGCUACUUCUGUAUGGCGUUCUAUACAAGGGAGGAUUGGCAAGAUGAUUGUCAGAACCACCUGUCACAUCUAAAGCACUGCUGCUCGAUUACGUACAGACAUACGCUACUGCGUCCAGCCUUUUGCCCACUCUGCAAGCAGACAAAAGACCUCCCAGCGAGCGACCGGCUACAGUAUUGGGAACGGGAUGCCGAUGCCAUUCGUCAUAUUGAGGAAAUCCACGGCUGGAUUUGGUUAUGCGCUGAAUGUAACUUUUCAUGCUAUGGGAGACAGCCGGGCCUCUAUCAUCUUCACGACGCACACGGCUACAGCAUCUCAAAUGCUAAAUUGAUUCAAGGAGAGAUCGCGGAGUCAGUACCAGAUUCGACGACACAGCUAGUAGCUGUUAAUUACAAUGCGCCAAAUGGAAGCAACAACUUUGAGUCUAUAUCGUUCCUGCCGUCGCCGGCGCCAGAUCUGCCCCUUGAAGCUCGGGAAGAAAACUUCUACAAAUUGCACACAAUGCUAGACCCUCAACUCUUGGCUGGGAGCGAUCCCUGCAGCGAUACCUGCGCCGAUCCUUCAACUGGAAUGUUUUACGAGUCAUCAACGAGCGAUACGGCCUCAUUUUGGGACGAUACUUGCGACAUGGAUCCAUUGGAUGAACUCAUGUCCCAAUACAUAACGUUCCCGGCGGAUGCCGCCGAGGGUGGUCCGCUGCCUAAUGAGAUUUCGAACACUGGUGACGUGAUCGAUUUGACUGGCGACGAUAAAUUAACCCCACAGACGACGGAACCGUUAUCUACCGAGCAGCACCGGCCGCGACAGCCUAACCCGGGAGACGACAACUCUGUUCCAGACCAUACGGCCUGCCCGGCUGCGUCUCAUCUAUGCCCAUCGCCAACUCUCCAAGGGGCCGAGGGGCGAGCCUCAGAUCAGACUCGCCGAGAUACAGAUACAUUGCGCUCGCUGCUGCCGGAGCGCAGAGAAAGCAACGUCGUUGCCGAAGCGAGCGAAAUGAACCCAGAACCAGAAAUCCGGACGAACUCGCAUAUAGACCACCAAAAAGGCAACAAUCAUCAGAGUGUCAAACAAGCGGUGCGAAUUCGACUGAAAACUUCUUCGCCCGCUAAAAAUGAUAACAAUCAGCACACCAGCCUGGCGACAUUGAUCACAGCACCUUCUCCGUCUUGUAAAUUGCACUCUACAGACUUAGAAGGGCAUAGUACAUCUCCCAAACGGAAGCUCAUAAGGCUACACCGUCAAAAGAGGCUAGAAGCGAGCGAGGAUGAUGAAAGCGUUCAAACCGAGCAGCCCGAUCGGAAACGACAGAAAAAUAAUAUCUACAAAGUCAAGCGUUAUCUGGCCGUAUGGGGCAAGAUUUUCCUUGAAUGGGACGAUGGCACAACCGGCUGGGAACCGAAGAGCAACAUUAUAGACAAAGAGGGGUUGGCUAAAUUCCAGGCGGAAUACCAAGGCAUUGACGAAGGUGUUGAUAUCCUCAAUGUCAGACAAUCCAGAGCCAGGGCGUAUCAAUUUCUUGUGCAUUGGCAUGGACGGCCAGAUAGCGAAGAUCGUUGGGUAGACGAGAAGUACAUGAAUCGAGAUCGAAUCGAGGAAAUGAAAGCAAAGGCUAGGGUCAGUUCCAGAGCGUCUGGGCAGAAACGUGUUCGAAGAAGCCAAUGA
Molecule: messenger RNA, 3492 nt
Organism: Pochonia chlamydosporia 170
Lineage: Eukaryota; Fungi; Ascomycota; Sordariomycetes; Hypocreales; Clavicipitaceae
Product: chromo (CHRromatin organization MOdifier) domain-containing protein
Exons: 7
Coding region: 1-3492 (1163 amino acids)
Source: RefSeq, a predicted model, not a curated record